This is a messenger RNA of Trematomus bernacchii (emerald rockcod), 2199 nucleotides long. RefSeq names its product glucosidase, beta, acid (gene gba1). Lineage: Eukaryota; Metazoa; Chordata; Actinopteri; Perciformes; Nototheniidae. Gene Ontology annotation, biological process: glucosylceramide catabolic process. The record is from RefSeq and is a predicted model, not a curated record. The coding region runs from base 179 to 1741 and encodes 520 amino acids. Gene Ontology annotation, molecular function: glucosylceramidase activity. The transcript is spliced from 12 exons.
GUGAUAUUUACAAAGUCACAUGACUGGCCAGAAGUCCCAUUUGACGCCAAAACACAGGGGUCUGAGGAAACGCUGGUAUGGCAGAUUGGACAAAGUUAAGGUGACAGUCGAGGGUGAAUAUUUUCUAAAUUAACCAGCGGGACAUGCCAGAGUUUCUGUCUGCUUCCUCUGAGGUAAAAUGGCGUUGUCUUCAUCAGUACUUUUGGUUCUUGUUUUCCUCACAGCUGAAGUGACCCUCUCUACAGGAAGCAAUGAAUGUGUUGCCAGAAACUUUGGCCAUGGCUCUGUGGUGUGUGAGUGUAAUUCCACCCACUGUGACAGUGUGGGGUCCGUCACCCUGCAUCCUCUGGGACAGUUCUCCUCCUACCUGAGCAGCAGGGCCGGCAGCAGACUGGAGGCAGGCAGGGGGGCGGUCCAGGGGAACAGCACCGGGGCAGGUCUCAGGUUGACCAUCGUUCCCUACCAGAAGUACCAGAAGAUCAGGGGGUUCGGAGGAGCCAUGACGGACGCAGCAGCCAUUAACAUCCUGUCUCUCUCUGCCGGGGCACAGGACCAGCUGCUGUGCCAGUACUUCUCCCCUGAAGGUAUUGGUUACAGCGUGGUGCGUGUCCCCAUGGCCAGCUGUGACUUCUCCACCCGUCUGUACACGUAUGCCGACACACCUGGAGACUACAACCUAGACAACUUCACGCUGGCCCCCGAGGACAUCAAAAUGAAGAUCCCUCUCCUGCAGCGCGCUCAGGCCUUGUCUCCUGUCCCUCUGUCUCUGCUGGCCAGUGCCUGGAGCGCCCCCGCCUGGAUGAAAACUAACGGGGCCCUCAUAGGAAAAGGCUCUCUGAAGGGGCAGCCUGGGGGCAAGGAGCACAAAUCCUGGGCCCAGUACUAUAUCAGGUUCCUGGAGGAAUAUGCUAAAUAUAACUUGACCUUCUGGGCUUUGACCACAGGGAAUGAGCCCUCUGCAGGACACAUAACAAACUACAGUUUCCAGGCUCUUGGCUUCACUCCUGAGGAGCAGAGGGACUGGGUGGCUCUGGACCUCGGCCCUGCCCUGCACACGUCCUCACACACACACACACACGUCCUCAUCCUGGAUGACAACCGCCUGCUGCUGCCUCACUGGGCUAAAGUGGUCCUAAGUGACAUUCACGCAGGAAAGUACAUUCACGGCGUUGCGGUCCACUGGUACCUGGACAGCCUGGUCCCAGCUGAGAUCAGCCUGGGAGUCACACACCAUCUCUUCCCAGAGUAUUACCUGUUUGGCACCGAGGCCUGCUCUGGUUUCAGCCCACUAGACAGAGGGGUGAAGCUGGGUGGCUGGGACAGGGCUGAACACUACGCACGGGACAUUAUAGAGGACUUAAAUCAUUAUGUGGUGGGUUGGACUGACUGGAACCUGGCGUUGGAUCAGACUGGUGGGCCAAACUGGGUUAAAAACUUUGUGGACAGCCCUGUUAUAGUGGACGCAAAGCGGGAUGUGUUCUACAAGCAGCCACACUUCUACAGCAUCGCCCACUUCAGUAAGUUCCUGUUGGAGGGGUCUCAGAGAGUGGGUGUGUUGGCCAAUCAGCACACUGAUCUGGAAUACACUGCCUUCAUCAGACCAGAUGGCUCAGUGGUGCUCAUCAUUCUCAACAGGUCAUCGACCGUGAUCCAGUUUGAAGUCUGGGAUCCCGCUGUGGGUUACAUCUCCUCCACAGUACCGGACCAUUCAUUGAUCACUCUUGCCUGGAAUACACAAUAAUCAUUAAUACAAGUUGACAUACAUUUGUUCCUACUCAAUCACAAAUAUCUCUAUUCAUGUCAAAAUGCCACAACGUUGGAUUCUCUCUCACACACCUUUUCUAAUUAAUUGGUUGCAAGAUUGAUUUAUUAUCUGCUGUACUUCAGUGCAGUUUUGGCGAUUUCUCUUAACGUCAGCAAACAAGAGUAUUUUCAACUAAUUAGACUUUUAUUCCUAAGCCAAAAAUGCUUUUUUCUGCACUGACUCCUAUCAGGAAUGAUCUUAGAAAGUACUGAAUGUAUGUAUUGGUUCUCCAGGAUGACCUGUGUUGAAGCUGGUGCCUUGAUCGGCAGCUUUAAAAUGGUUUAAGUGUCCUUACAAUAUCUAAAGACAGAAUAUAAAUGAUGUACAGAAAUUGUAAAUGCUUCAUGCUUUUGCUAUUUAAUUUUUAAAUAAAGUGCAUUUGUCUUAAAAUAUAA